Molecule: messenger RNA, 498 nt
Organism: Funneliformis mosseae
Lineage: Eukaryota; Fungi; Glomeromycota; Glomeromycetes; Glomerales; Glomeraceae
Source: the annotation of a GenBank genome assembly
AUGGAAGUCAAUAUAUUUGGUGUAUUGAUGAAAAAAUACAAGUAUGCGAGGCAGAAGGAUUCUGGCCUCUCUACAAAUGACCCUUUCGUACCAGAUUACACUUGUCGUCUUAAAAUUAACGAUAAUCUCAUGAAGAAAUCUUGUCAGCAAAAUUCUGGAGGUGGUCAGAUUUCCAGAAGUUUGAGUAAUUCUCGUUAUAACUUGAGAAAUGUAUCGAGAACGUCUGGUAACCAGGGAUCACAAGAUCCAACGGAACCGGUUAUUGAUUGUUCUGAAUUUAAGUUUGAGCGUUCCUUAGGCAAUGGGCAAACCGGAGGGACUUACCGAUAUGAAUUCCAUGGUCAAAACAUUCUUCACAAUGAUAUUCGAAAAGAAAAUAUCUUAGUUAAUGAAAAAGGCGAUAUAUAUUUUAUUGAUUUUGGGAAGUCAAUUGUAACUGAUAAAAAGAAGCUAUUUCUUCAAGAGAAAUCUGAAUUAUCCCGUUUAUUAGGAUGCUAA